GGAGAACACACCAUGUUGUUGAGGUCAGCUUUCUAAAUCCUACGCAUGGCCGACUAAGGACUUGCUUAUAUAAUGAUUUCAACGAAGGUCGUUUUGUGGACUCCUAUAGAUUAAGUUAUAAAAAUUAGGAGUAAUUCUAAAAAUAGAACGCCCAUUUACUGCACCGUUUAUGUAUUGUCUACUAUCGUUUUACACAACCGGAAGUAUUAGCCAAUCGUUAUCACCGGGCUAUCUACAACAUUCUCCGUGUUAUUAACUAAUACCUGGUACCUGUACUGACGGACAAGAUGGCGGCUAGUACCUCUAUAGCCAUGGGUAACGUAAACGAUGGGUAUACAGAGGACGACGGCGACCGUCAGAACAAACUCCCAUCCAAUGGUAACGAUUUAAGUGAUUUACAAGGAGAGGCCUCCAAGCCAGUGUGGAACAUAUUCCGGAAGCAGAACUUUGGACCGGAUACAGGUAUCUUCACUCAUUUUGGGCAGAAUCUGAUGAAGUUUGUCAAGAUCAUGACGUACAUUUUCCUGUGUUUGUUUGUGUUCGGGGGUGUGAUAGCUGCCCGAGGAUCACUGCAGAUUCUUGUUACACAACUGUAUAAUGAGAUCAGACAAAGCAACAUCACAAAAGAGAGAACUGUGACGGAGGACGCUAUUUCAUGGCUGCUGAUCCUAAUCAUUGCUAUCCCGGACCUAUUCAAGGCUGCCCGUUGUAUGCUCAGCUUCCUCUUCGGCGACAGGACCUUACCAAGUACAAAGUGCUUCCGGUUCAUUCUCAUCCAGUUAAAGGAAAUACUUCAUGUCGUGGGUUUGUGCGGACUAGUGUUUCGAGUGAUGCCAUUUCUUGGCCCCGUUGAGACAUCCGCCGUCUUAGCAGCGAUUCCCUGCAUUCCUACUAUUGUCCAAGUUAUUUUUAUCCGGAACAUGCAUAGGUCAAGGACGACGCCCAGGCUGAUAUUCACCAUCAUUGCUGCAGUUGUGUUGCUGGGGUCAGUUGUAGCCAUGUGCGUGGUUAAUGCUGGGAGAGGUAGCAAUUCGACAGAAGAUUUAGAAUUAAUCAUCUGGAUCAUCGCAUCGUGCGUCCUAGUGUCGUUAAGAUGGAUAGAGACAUAUGUCACCAGAGCGAAACAGGACACAGAGGAUACAUAUAAAAAGGGACUUGCAUCCUCUGAUAACGAUGGCGACGCCUUCAACUACCUGGUGUCUUCCGGUCUCCGACUUAUCGUCUCGUACAUCAUCUUGUCCCAGUAUUUCUGUCGCGGCAUCCGUGGUAUCGACACGACCUUCUCCCUAUUUAGGGAUAUCGACCACAGUAACAACGGGGCAGUGUCUCCUCCCCCCUCAAACUGUACCCCGUCCAACACUACCGUGUGUCCCACACCUUAUCCCUACACCGUGUGGCUCCCGUGGGAGAUACUGCCGUCGUUCUUUGUACAUUUUUUCUCCUCUGCUCUGGUCUACCAUCUAGCGAUCACUGCGUGCAAACUGUGCAUGCAGCGGGUGUGCUUCACCAUUCCUCUUGUGAUUGCGUCGCCCGUGUACGUGGUCGCCACACUGGCAUCGCUGGAGGCGGGACUUGAUUGGAGCCGUACCUUGUUUGAUGGUAAACGUCCUCCGACGUCGUACUCUGUGUACGUAGCCCUUGUAGUUUUCUUCGUGGCCUGGCUAGCACAAGUGUGGGCGUGUCGACAGACAUGGCACGAACCUACGGAACGUCUCUGCUUCCUUAAAAAAUUGUUUGUGUUGCCGUAUUACUGCAGUCCUGUCCUUGACCUUUCGUUGCUGCACAGCAGACGGCGCAUGCGCCCUGUUAACAUGACAGAUGGUCAGAAGGUGGCGUCUACCAGCAAGAUUUACAUAUGUGCCACAAUGUGGCAUGAGAACCGUGUGGAGAUGAAGCAGAUUCUCAGCUCCCUCUAUCGCCUUGACAUGGAUCAGUUUUCUCGGAAGAAAUCCAAGGAAGACUUCAAGUCAAUCGACCCUGAUUACUAUGAGUUCGAAGGUCACGUGCCAUUUGACGAUGCCAUGACAACAAAGAACAACAAAAGAGUUCCGAAUGAUUUUGUUAAACAGCUUAUUGAGGUCAUUGAUGAAGCUGGAAGUACUGUCCAUGGCCGGGGUAUCAGUCUGGGACCCCCGGACCGGGUUAUCACACCCUAUGGUGGCAGACUAGUAUGGACGCUCCCCGGGGGGAACAAACUCUUUGUUCAUCUAAAAGACAAGGAAAAAAUACGACACAAGAAAAGAUGGUCUCAGAUAAUGUACCUGUACUACCUCAUUGGCUAUGAGAUGAUGGAACAGAAUCGCUCAAAGUUCGGUAAAGACAUCAACUUCGAAGACUGUCAAUCCAUCUUUGACUUCUUUCCCGAGACCGUCAGAAUGGCGUCCGAGAAUACAUACCUCCUAGCCCUUGACGGGGAUGUGGACUUUGAACCGGAAGCUAUCCGACUGCUGGUUGACCGGAUGAAGAAAGAUCCAAAAGUUGGGGCAACGUGUGGACGUAUCAAACCGGGGGGAUCAGGCCCUGUUGUGUGGUACCAGCGCUUUGAGUAUGCAGUCGGCCAUUGGCUCCAGAAGUCGGCCGAGCACGUGUUCGGUUGUGUUCUGUGCAGCCCUGGGUGUUUCAGUAUGUUCCGGGCCAAGGCUUUAAUGGACGACAAUGUGAUGAGGACAUACGCUACACUGCCUACUGAACCCCGACAUUAUUUACAGUACGACCAAGGAGAGGAUCGCUGGCUGUGCACAUUGAUGUUACAACAGGGAUAUAGAAUAGAAUAUUGCGCAGCGGCAGAGGCAUUGACCUUUGCACCGGAAGAUUUUAAGGAAUUCUUUAACCAGCGGAGAAGAUGGCUGCCAUCCACAAUGGCCAACAUCAUGGACCUCCUUGGAAGCGCCAGCAGGACGACUCGUAAUAACAGUAACAUCUCAUAUCUUUACAUCAUCUACCAGACUGUCCUCCUCGUAUCGUCCAUCCUCGGACCCUCCACCGUCCUUCUCGCCAUAGAGUCAAGUCUGCGCACUGUGUUCCCAGUGGCCACUUGGGUGUCCUAUGUCCUCGUCUACGUGCCGACUCUCGUCUUCAUCUUCAUCUGCCUCAAGUUUAGUAAGAACGCUCAACUAAACACGGCCAUGGUGCUCAGCGCCCUGUACGCCUUUCUCAUGAUGGCAGUCAUCGUCGGUAUCAUCGUCAGUAUCGCCGGCGAUGGCUGGUAUACACCUACGGCAAUAUUCCUCUACAUCCUAAUCGCCUCCUUUAUUUUAGCCGGGCUGUUACACCCUCACGAGUUCAAAGAUCUGCUAUAUGGUGUCAUAUACUUCAUUUGUAUUCCGGCCGGAUAUCUGUUCUUGAUUAUCUUUGCUAUCUGUAAUUUGAAUGACGUUUCCUGGGGAACAAGGGAAACGCAAACGGCUGUCCUAGAAAAUCCAAAUCGUCCCAAAAAGCCGAAAAUAAAAGAAGCAGAGGACGAAUUCGGCGAGGCUGCACAAGAUGUUCUAGCAAAUAUUGUAAAGCAGGUGAAAGCUGAAAAAAUACGAAACAAUUCUUGUAAAGAUGCAUUUUUGUCCAUAUUCAGAUGGGCCAAUAAUCUCGUUGUCCUCAAAUCCUUAUCAACAAUGCAAACGAUAUUCAAAAAUGACCCUGGGGAGAGCGACCCGACAACUCCUGCCGGUCAUGCAAUCGGCAAGGGAUUCAGUAUUUACAAGAAGACGUUAAAAGCCCAGAUGUCCAGCUCCACACUUGACGACACGGCAUGGGCCAUGAACUCUCCACAAAAGAUUUCCGAUCAGGAAGCCUCGUUUUGGAAUGACUUAAUUCAAAUAUAUCUCUAUCCCCUGGAUCACGACGAGCAAAAGAAAAACGAGGUAUCAGAAAUGUUAAAAGAUUUUAGAAAUCGUGUUUCGUUUGGAUUUUUCUUCGUUAAUGGCUUAUGGAUCGUUAUAAUGACCGCCAUGACCCAAGUUAAGGACACAGUCAGUGUUACAAUAUAUCUGCGCGACAUGAACUCAUUUCAGUUUGAGCCCCUCGGAUUUGUCUUCCUGUUGAUAUUCGCCAUUUUAUUGCUAAUGCAAUUUGUUGGAAUGGUUGCCCAUAGAUACGAGACACUGCUGCACGUGCUUGCCGCUACAGAUCUGCGGUCGUCUGCUGACGACAUGGUGAAAGUACGUAAAAUGAUACAGGAUAUGGCGUCACAUGGGAAACUUGAAGAAGACGACGAGGACGACACAAAAUCGUUCGCUGGCGGUAUGGAGGUAGAGUCUACAGAAAAUCCAGAGGACCUCGAAGAAAUAUAUGAAGACUUUCAAUCGCUACAUGAAAAAGUGAAGUCGAGGCCGAAGGCAAAACAACGACUUGAUCUCGAUAGAAAUUACAGAAAAACUGUCAGGAAUAUGAAGAGAAGACAGACACAGAAAAAACAGACGCGUUCACGUGUGAACUGGAAAGGUCGUGACAAUGCCGCGUGAAACACCUGUGCCCUACGUGAGACUUAAAAUCCGCAUAAGAUACGUGACUUUCAGGAGACAUAAAAUCUUAGUGAGAAACGUGACGAUAUGUGAUACAUACAACCCUAAGUAGACACGUGUCCAAACGGACAUACACAAUCUUAACGAGUCACUAUGUAUUAUCUACAUGUAAGUUAUUAUUUAUCCGAGACCAGUUGAUCACAUGUGAAUUACAAGUUUAUAUGCUGUGUAUGAUCUACUGAAGAUAGUUAAUCAAAAGGCUUAUAUAAACUUUAUUUAUAUUACAA
Mizuhopecten yessoensis (Yesso scallop) is the source of this 4744-nucleotide messenger RNA. RefSeq lists its product as uncharacterized. The record is from RefSeq and is a predicted model, not a curated record. NCBI's taxonomy places the organism in Eukaryota, Metazoa, Mollusca, Bivalvia, Pectinida, Pectinidae. The coding region runs from base 288 to 4457 and encodes 1389 amino acids. Gene Ontology annotation, molecular function: chitin synthase activity. Gene Ontology annotation, cellular component: cell septum; cell periphery. The transcript has 13 exons.